AUGCGCGUAACAAAGACUCUCGCCACUGGCUUCGCGGGCCUCUUCCUGACGACGAAUGCACUCGAGCUGCAUCUCAACAACACUCAAUCUGUCCUCGACGUUUCCAAAACCAUCGUGCAGGACCUCCUGCGCGUGUACAACCGCAAUGGCACGGGAGCGGAAAUGCCAGGCCUGCUUCCCGCUCCGUACUACCGGUGGGAAGCCGGCCUGAUGUUUGACUCGCUCACCAACUACUGGUCCCUCUCGGGCGACGAGACUGUGGUGCCGCUGAUCCAGGAAGCCUUGCUGUUCCAAACGGGACCGGACGAGAAUUACAUGCCCCCCAACCGGAGCAAAAGUCUCGGAAACGACGAUGUGGCCGUCUGGGCCAACGCGGCCAUGACAGCCGCGGAAUCCAAUCUCCCGUCUCCCGCCAACGCGUCGGUUUCGUGGUUGGCAUUGGCGGAGAAUGCGUUCAAUUCCAUCGCUCUGCGCUGGGAUGAAGGGACGUGUGGAGGAGGGUUGCGAUGGCAGAUUUUCUCGUUCAAGGUUGGGUAUGAUCUCAAGAAUACGGCUUCGAUGGGGUCUUUUGUGAUGCUUGCUGCGAGAUUGGGGAGGUUUACGGGGAAUUCGACUUACGGCGAUUGGGCGCAGAAGGGAGUGGAAUGGACGGAAGGGAUUGGGUUGUUGGACCAGAGCACUGGGGCUGUCUAUGAUUCAGCGGAUACGAAUUCAAACUGCAGCAGUAUCAAUCAUCUCCAGUUCACGGCGAAUCUGGGAUGGUUUCUUGGGGCUGCGGCAUAUCAGGGGAAUGUGGUGAGUUCUCAUAAGACAGACAGAGCACCACUUGCAGACGUCUGCUAACACUAUGCUGCAGACAAACACGAGUUUCUGGAACGGCUUGACAUCCUCUCUCGUGGUCCACGCCCACGACGCUUUCACCCGAAACGACAGUAACAUCCUCCAAGAAACCGCCUGCGAGGCUCGAAACAUUUGCAACGUCGACCAAUACGCCUAUAAAUCCAUCCUGGCCCGCGCACUUGCCCGCACAGUUGCUCUCUCGGGGGACUCCAGCACCUCUUACAACGGAGGAACCUCUGCCGCUACUUUCCAUCAAGACAUCAACAGCAUUCUAGACGCUUCCGCCCAGGCCGCUGCGGGACAGUGUGUCAAUGGACGCUGCGGGAGCAAUUGGUACACCCAAGCGGGCACAAACGAUGGACACGUCGGUGUCGGACAAGAUCUCGGGGCGUUGGAGGUGAUUCUGGGUACGCUACCCGCGAAACAGUUGGGUUCUGCUAAUGGUACCACCACGACUGCCAGUGGGAAUGGCAAUGGCAAUGGAACUCGCACGGAAUCGGGAAGCGCAACAAGCAGCAGUGUGAAGACCGGCGGGGCGAUAGGACUGCCGACUUCGAUUUGGGCGUCUGCUAUGAGCGUCGCCUUGACGGCUAUGUUGUUUGCUUUCUUGUAG
This is a messenger RNA of Lecanosticta acicola, 1453 nucleotides long. The record is from the annotation of a GenBank genome assembly. Lineage: Eukaryota; Fungi; Ascomycota; Dothideomycetes; Mycosphaerellales; Mycosphaerellaceae.